Molecule: messenger RNA, 2659 nt
Organism: Portunus trituberculatus (swimming crab)
Lineage: Eukaryota; Metazoa; Arthropoda; Malacostraca; Decapoda; Portunidae
Gene: SrpRalpha
Product: signal recognition particle receptor subunit alpha-like
Exons: 14
Coding region: 82-2079 (665 amino acids)
Biological process (GO): SRP-dependent cotranslational protein targeting to membrane
Cellular component (GO): endoplasmic reticulum membrane; signal recognition particle receptor complex
Molecular function (GO): signal recognition particle binding; GTP binding; GTPase activity
Source: RefSeq, a predicted model, not a curated record
AGACCCAGGCCGAGACCCAGAACACGAACAGCUGUGACGCAAAAGAAACAAUAACACAAGUCCACGAGUCCUUUCCUCAAGAUGCUGGACUUCUUUGCCGUCAUCACCAAGGGCGGCCUGGUGCUGUGGUACUUCCAGGAUGUGGCUCAGCAGCUCAAGACAUCCAUAGACGCCAUUAAUGCACUAAUUAGGAACGUAGUGCUUCAGGAACGGGGCGGCAUGGACAUAUACACGCAUGGGAACUUGGCCUUAAAACAACAGCUGGAUAACGAGUUUGACCUGUUGUUUGUGGCCGUGUACCAGAACAUACUACAGCUUUCCUAUGUGGACAAGUUUCUCUCCGACGUCCAGCGCGAGUUUCGGGAAAGAUAUAGGGAUGACUUGAAGGAGGGGCUCUACUACAAGAUUAUUGCUAGUGGCGACUUUCAGGAACACUACAAACGCAUCCUGCACAUAGCUGAGGCACAGACCCAGCUGGUGAAGGCGGAGGUGAAGAAGCCGCGCAGUUUCCACGAGUCAGCCAAAUCCACCAAGACUGUCAGCUCCAUGAUAGUGCGUGGUGGUGACCGGGAACAGCAGCGGCAGCAGCAGGCGGCGGCUAAGAAGGCGGCAAAAAAGGAAGGCAAAGCAAAGAGGAGGGACAUUGAGUGUAAUAAUAAUAGCAAGGAAACACGAGUAGAGGAGUUGGAACCUGAAGAGGAAGAGGAGGAGGAGGAAGAAGUGGCUGAGACCAAUGUGCUAGUGAAUGGUAGUGAAGUUGAACCAAGCAGUGCCAUAGAGGCGGAGAAGAAGGCUGAGGAUGAGCUUGACGAGGAAACCAUGAGGAGGAACCGUGAGAAACUGUUCAAUAAGCGAGCUGGACCCAAGACUCCCAAGGUUGACAAGGCUAAGAGUCCAAAGGCGAAGGGGAAGAAGGGCAAGGAAGCAACAGUGUGGGAUUUGUGUGGCCAAGAUUCCAAGAGUCUGGACUAUUCCUCUAAGAGUGGCAGUGGGAAUGCUACCCAGUCUUCCGUGCGUCCAGACUUCCUCCCACACCAGACACAAAUUGGUACUCUCUCUGGCAACCUCCGUGACAUGGACAUUCCUAAUGAGGAGGCCCAGAAGAAGUCAUCUCAAGGUGGUGUCUUCUCCAUGUUCCGAGGGCUGGUGGGAGGGAAGACUCUCACGGAUGCUGAUCUAGACCCAGUCCUGGAAAAACUGAAAGACCACCUCAUCGGGAAGAACGUGGCUGCAGAAAUUGCCGGGAAGCUUUGCCAGUCUGUUGGGAAGAAGUUAGAAGGAAAAGUGCUGGGAACCUUUGAGGGCAUCACCACCACUGUGCGGAACACCCUGACAGAGUCCCUGGUGCAGCUGCUGACCCCCAAGCGGCGCCUUGACAUCCUGCGUGACGUGGUGGAGGCCAAGAAGACAGACCGCCCCUACACCAUGGCUUUCUGUGGCGUGAACGGUGUCGGCAAGUCCACCAACCUAGCCAAGAUUACAUUCUGGCUGGUGGAGAAUGACUUCCGUGUGCUGAUUGCAGCAUGUGACACUUUCCGUGCUGGCGCUGUGGAGCAACUCCGCACUCACAUGCACCACCUCAAUGCUCUCCACCCACCAGAGAAGCACAAUGGCCAGGUUAUGGUGCAGCUCUUUGAACAGGGAUAUGGAAAAGAUGCUGCUGAGAUUGCCCGCCACGCCAUAGACUUCUCCCGCAAGAAUAGUUUUGAUGUUGUAUUGAUUGACACUGCUGGACGUAUGCAGGACAAUGAGCCACUCAUGAGAGCCCUGGCUAAGCUCAUUUUGGUGAAUGAACCGGACCUGACACUCUUCGUGGGGGAGGCGCUGGUUGGCAAUGAGGCUGUGGAUCAACUGGUCAAGUUCAACCGUGCCUUGGCCAACCAUUCCACCAGCAACAAUCCGCAGAUCAUUGAUGGCAUUCUCCUCACCAAGUUUGACACCAUUGAUGACAAGGUUGGAGCUGCCAUCUCUAUGACCUACAUCACAGGUCAGCCCAUUGUGUUUGUGGGCACCGGGCAGACCUAUACUGACCUGCGCAAGCUGGAUGCCAAGGCAGUGGUGCACGCCCUCAUGAAGUAGGAAACUUUUGGCUGUGACUGAAGUGUUCAAUAUUAACACUAUGUACUACUAUGUAUCUACUCUCUUUUCCCACUCAUGUUUUCCAAGAACUUUACUGUUAAGGCUAAUGAAGAAAUUAAGAGAAAACCUGCCAGUGUUUGUUCCACUAUAUCUCUUCUGGCACUGGAUAGUAAUGAUGAUCUUGCUGUGGUGUUUCUGUACCCCUGAGUCUCUCUCUGUGAGCUGCAUCCAGAAGCAUUGAUUAAAGUUCUCAGAAAAUGUUUAUGGGAAGCACCUUGCAAGUACAUGUGAAGCUGAUCCUUUCUUUCCUCAUUGUGCAUCUUAUCUCACUGUACUGUUCCUUCUCUACUCAUUGAAGAAGUGAUGUUGUCAUGAUCAUAAUGGUCAUGGCAAGCAUAAGGUGUAUUUGGUUUUUAUGUUGCACUCCAUUGCACUUAAAUUAAAGACAUUGGAGGAUGAUCGGUAGAAACUGAUUGGAUUUAUGAACUGUGCUGUAUAUGUAAUGUCAGUACAGAAUUAUUGAUAUGGAUUGGAACACCUGUAUCAUUGAAAUCAUCCCUUAAAUAAAAUCAUAUGAUAU